This is a messenger RNA of Molossus molossus (Pallas's mastiff bat), 4570 nucleotides long. RefSeq names its product sulfatase 1 (gene SULF1). Gene Ontology annotation, cellular component: plasma membrane; cell surface; endoplasmic reticulum. The transcript has 20 exons. NCBI's taxonomy places the organism in Eukaryota, Metazoa, Chordata, Mammalia, Chiroptera, Molossidae. Gene Ontology annotation, molecular function: N-acetylglucosamine-6-sulfatase activity; glycosaminoglycan binding. The record is from RefSeq and is a predicted model, not a curated record. The coding region runs from base 225 to 3548 and encodes 1107 amino acids.
UCCUGGAGGAAGGAGGCCCGGCUGCCACCUUCUCUCUGCUGCUCUGCAGGCUGCCAGUGCCCAGAGCUUGUCCUCUAGAGAAGAUUUUGAAGGCGGCCCUUGACCCCAUCUACAGAUGUUCUGAACACCUCCGAGCAGAGAAAUUUAUUUUUCAACCAGGAUACCUAAUUCAAGAAACCAGGAGCUGAGACGUUUUGUCUGUUUUCGACAGUGGACCAAACAUAAUGAAGUAUUCUUGCUGGGCUCUGGUUCUGGCUGUCCUGAGCACGGAACUGCUGGGGAGCCUCUGCUCCACUGUCAGAUCCCCGAGGUUCAGAGGACGGAUACCGCAGGAACGAAAAAACAUCCGACCCAACAUUAUUCUUGUGCUCACCGAUGACCAAGAUGUGGAACUGGGGUCCCUGCAAGUCAUGAACAAAACGCGGCGGAUUAUGGAGCAGGGCGGGGCCACCUUCACCAACGCCUUCGUGACCACGCCCAUGUGCUGCCCGUCCCGCUCGUCCAUGCUCACCGGGAAGUACGUGCACAACCACAACGUCUACACCAACAACGAGAACUGCUCUUCCCCCUCGUGGCAGGCCAUGCACGAGCCUCGGACGUUCGCGGUGUUUCUUAACAACACUGGCUACAGAACAGCCUUCUUUGGAAAAUACCUCAAUGAAUAUAAUGGCAGCUACAUCCCUCCUGGGUGGCGAGAAUGGCUUGGAUUAAUCAAGAAUUCUCGUUUCUAUAAUUACACUGUUUGUCGCAAUGGCAUCAAAGAAAAGCAUGGAUUUGAUUAUGCAAAGGACUACUUCACAGACUUAAUCACUAACGAGAGCAUUAAUUACUUCAAAAUGUCUAAGAGAAUGUAUCCCCAUAGGCCCAUUAUGAUGGUGAUCAGCCACGCUGCGCCCCACGGCCCCGAGGACUCGGCCCCACAGUUUUCAAAACUGUACCCCAAUGCUUCCCAACACAUAACUCCCAGCUAUAACUAUGCCCCAAACAUGGAUAAGCACUGGAUCAUGCAGUACACGGGCCCCAUGCUGCCUGUCCACAUGGAAUUUACAAACGUCCUGCAUCGCAAAAGGCUUCAGACGUUGAUGUCAGUGGAUGACUCUGUGGAAAGGCUGUACCACAUGCUGGUGGAAACCGGGGAGCUGGAGAACACGUACAUCAUUUACACCGCCGACCACGGCUACCACAUCGGGCAGUUCGGACUGGUCAAGGGGAAGUCCAUGCCUUACGACUUUGAUAUCCGUGUGCCUUUCUUCAUUCGUGGGCCAAGUGUAGAACCCGGAUCAAUAGUCCCGCAGAUAGUUCUGAACAUUGACCUGGCCCCUACGAUCCUGGACAUCGCUGGGCUUGACCCACCUCCCGAUGUGGAUGGCAAGUCUGUCCUCAAACUUCUGGACCUGGAAAAGCCAGGUAACAGGUUUCGAACAAACAAAAAGGCCAAAAUUUGGCGUGAUACAUUCCUCGUGGAAAGAGGGAAGUUUCUCCGUAAGAAAGAAGAAUCCAGCAAGAAUAUCCAGCAGUCGAAUCACCUGCCCAAAUACGAGAGGGUGAAAGAACUGUGCCAGCAGGCCAGGUACCAGACAGCCUGUGAGCAGCCUGGACAGAAGUGGCAGUGCAUCGAGGACACCUCGGGCAAGCUGCGCAUCCACAAGUGUAAAGGCUCCGGGGACCUGCUGGCCGUCCGGCAGAGCACGCGGAACGUGUACCCUCGCGGCUUCCACGACAAGGACGAGUGCAAUUGCGGAGAGGCCGGGUACCGCGCCGGCAGGAGCCAGAGGAAGGGCCAGAGGCAGUUCCUGCGAAACCAGGGCACCCCGAAGUACAAGCCCAGGUUUGUCCACACUCGGCAGACGCGUUCCUUGUCAGUUGAAUUCGAAGGCGAAGUGUAUGACAUAAACCUGGAAGAGGAAGAAUUGCAAGUGCUGCAGCCGAGAAACAUUGCCAAGCGUCACGACGAAGGCCACAAGGGGCCGGGAGGUCGCCAGGCCGCCAGCGGUGCUCACGGAGAUGCCGUGCUGGCCAGCGGCGGCAAUGCUGUGGGCCUGCCCACCACCGUCCGGGUGACCCACAAGUGCUUUAUUCUUCCGAAUGAUACAAUCCACUGUGAGAGAGAACUGUAUCAGUCAGCCAGAGCGUGGAAGGACCACAAGGCAUACAUUGAUAAAGAGAUUGAAGCUCUGCAAGAUAAAAUUAAGAAUUUAAGAGAAGUGAGAGGACACCUGAAGAGGAGGAAGCCGGAGGAAUGUGUCUGCAGUAAACAGGGCUAUUACAAUAAAGAGAAAGGUGUAAAAAAGCAAGAGAAGUUAAAGAGCCAUCUCCACCCAUUCAAGGAGGCGGCUCAGGAAGUGGACAGCAAACUGCAGCUGUUCAAGGAGCACCGCAGGAGGAAGAAGGAGAGGAAGGAGAAGAAGCGCCAGAGGAAGGGCGAGGAGUGCAGCCUCCCCGGCCUGACCUGCUUCACACACGACAACAACCACUGGCAGACGGCGCCUUUCUGGAACCUGGGGUCUUUCUGUGCGUGCACGAGCUCCAACAAUAACACCUACUGGUGUUUGCGUACAGUUAACGAGACGCAUAAUUUUCUUUUCUGCGAAUUCGCCACUGGCUUUUUGGAGUAUUUUGAUAUGAAUACAGAUCCUUAUCAGCUCACGAACACGGUGCACACGGUGGAACGGGGCGUCCUGAACCAGCUACAUGUCCAGCUGAUGGAGCUCAGAAGCUGCCAAGGGUAUAAGCAGUGCAACCCAAGACCUAAGGGCCUGGAAGCGGAGGACAGUUAUGGGAGGGAUGGGAAGGUUAACCUUCCCCGUCCCGCUGCAGAGGUCAGAGGGCAAGGCCUGGAGGGUUUAUACAGCCUGAACGAAAGCGUCUAUGAGUACAGACAGAACUACAGACUUAGUCUGGUCGACUGGACUAAUUACUUGGAGGAUGUAGAUAGAGUAUUUGCACUGCUGAACGGCCACCACGAGCAAAAUAAAACAAGUAAGACUGAAACUGCUCGAAGUGAUGGGCUCCUGGCUGUCUCUGCCGAGCUCUCCGUGCCGGUCGAGAUGGCCUCCGCGGACUCAGAUGAAGACCCCAGCCCUAUGGUUGGGGAAGCCCCUCAUUUGAUCUUGCCAGCUGACCUUGAAACCCUGCAUUUGAACCGACCAACAUUCAGUCCGGAGAGUAAACUUGAAUGGAAUAACGACAUUCCAGAAGUUAGUAGUUUGAAUUCUGAACACUGGAGAAAUCAUAAAACUGACAAACGGAUGGAGCGCGAAGAGAGGAGUCAUGGUGACCUUGACCUCAGCGGCAGUGACAUGCCAGAGCUGGUGCGCCAGCCCAGCCCGCGGCUGCAGCCCGUCGGCAGGCGCCGGGAGGGCCUUCCCCGGGCCGGUGGUCCAGGAGAAGAUGUUUCCGAAGAUCAGCUCGCUCUUCCUGUGCAUUCCCACGUGGAUCCCACUCAUCAGAUGAUCCAAGCGUCCACCUUGGGGCAGCCUGUUGACUCCGGCAGCACGGAGAGCAUGUGGAACGAGGUGGAGCCAAGUCACAGAAGGGGGACUGGUUAGAUGAAAUUGUUACCUUACCCUAAACACAGUAUUGUUUUUAACUUUUUAUUAGUAGACUAAUAAAGGCGAUCAAGACAACCGACAUUCCAAGCUACCCGAGGUACCUCCGCGCAGUAGAAUCAGUGCGCACGGGCGGACGCACAGGGACCGGGCGGUGUAAUUCACUGUGUGUCCAGAGUAGAAAGGUGAUUUGCGGGGAUUUCUGUUGGGGAUACUGAAACAGUGUUAUCUUUGGAAAGUUGUAGGGACAUGCGUAUGUACACCUAUCCGAUCGAGACGGCUGGAGGUGUGCCUUCCUGCGUUUCUGAAACUGGACAGCCUCGGUGAUUCUUUCAACACACUUUCCACCGACUGCCUCCUGUGGUUUGGAUUCAUUUUUAACCACUGGAAUCUUUCGAUGCCAUCACUUUGAGUUCAAUGAUUUUGCACUUUUAGAUCUAAACGCCACGUCUGUUUGGCUAGUCUCACUUUUUUUUUUUACUUACAGGCUUGUCACAGUGUCACUCCUUGUUCUCAUUGUGACAAAGUAAAAUAGACCCCCAAGGACGACAGGCAGUGUGGAUCCCGUUUUGUUUAACAUAGGCUUUUGCCAGAAAAUAUUGCAUGUGUUUUCCCUCGACUUGCUAAAAUUGAUUAGCAGAAAGGCAUGGCUAAUGGUGUUGGCAGUAAAAAUAAACAAAUAAGCAAAACAAAGAUCACCUGCUCUCUCUGUGCCUAGCCUCAAAGUGUUCACCGUAUACUUAAGAUAGCUACAUUUUUAUUAUCUUCUUCACAGGAUAAAAGGACUGAAUAUUACUCCUACCCCCAUCUUCGUUUUGUUUUCUUGACCUGGCUAAGAAGCUGAAGUGUUGAGGAAAUAUAUUUCAUUUUGAAUUUAUAUAAGGCAUUUUUUUCCAAUUAAACACACUCGUGAAUGUUUCAUAAUUUAAACACACCAUAUGUAUUGUAUGAUUAUUUUGAAAACCUUCACCAGUUCUGAUUUUUUUAAAGGCAUAGUUCAAAACUGCUUUUCAAAUUGUGUU